GCUCGCGUCUUCCUCUCCCGCUCGAAACUUCUCUCUCCCUCUCGUCGUCUCUCCGUCUGCUCGUCUCUCCAUCCGCUCUCUUCCUCCUUCUCUAUCUUUCUCUUUCUCGCGCCUGUGCCCUUGCUUCUCCUCAUAUCCGUCUGAUGCUCACCGCAAUCUUCUGGUGCAGGGAACAACAAUAUUGCUGCCGAUUCAUCUCGAUCCUCCAUCGUUCGGGGCUCAUAUCUAGGUUCUGUUCUAGUGCAGCUGGUUUGUAGCUUCCGCACAUUUUACCAAGGCGUCCAAUUUUUCAAGUUUUGUAGCCAUGACACCAGAGGAGGAAGUUGUGUUACAAGUAUCAUUGAUGUUGCUCACUUUACUCUUGCGAAAAAAAUUAGUGCGUGACAAGAUUGUUCAUCCACAGAAAAGUGCUGUUCGUCCCAAUAAAAACGUUAUUCGUCCACAAAAAAGCAUUGUUCAUCCACAUAGGAGCAUUGCUCAUCCAUACAAAAAUGCUGGUGAAAAGUUUGUUUACAAUGUAAUCCAUGGUCCUCCAAAAAACUGUUUGAAUUUAUUACGUAUGGACAAAGACAUAUACGUUGCUCUGUGCAAUGCACUUAAAAAUAGGAAUCUAUUGCAUGAUGCUCGUGACAUAUCUGUGGAAGAACAAGUUGCCAUAUUUCUUUACUCGGUGGGACAUAAUAAGCGGAAUCGAGCUUCUCAAGACACAUUUCAACAUUCAGGUCAGACCAUCAGCAAGUAUUUUAAUGUCGUAUUACGUACAAUUUGUCAUCUUGGAAAAGAUUAUAUUUGUCGGCUAAACAAUGAUACACCAGCUAAGAUUCAAAACGAUCCUCGUUUUUAUCCAUAUUUCAAGGAUUGUUUAGGAGUCAUUGAUAGCACUCAUGUUCCUGUGUGGGUGCCUACAUCAACACAUGGACGGUUUCGAAACCGAAAGGGCGUUCUUUCUCAAAAUGUCAUGGCUGUAGUUGGAUUUGAUAUGCGUUUCCAUUAUGUAAUGGCUGGUUGGGAGGGUAGUGCUGAGGAUUCAAGAGUAUUAUAUAGUGCACUUGAUGACAACGUUGAUCCACUUCAAAUUCCUGAAGGAAAAUAUUAUCUUGCUGAUGGAGAUUAUCCAAGUAUUGUUGGAUUGAUAACUCCAUAUUGUGGGCAUCAAUAUCAUAUGUCAGAAUUGAAUGCAUCAGGCUCUCAACCAAUUACAACUGCAGAAGAGCUAUUUAAUAAUCGACAUUUCUCUUUAAGGGCAACUGUAGAACGUGUAUUUGGAUUGCUUAGAAGUCGAUUUCCUAUAUUGAAAAGCCAAGUAGAGUAUCCUUUCUCCACACAAGUUCAAAUUGUGUUAGCAACAUGUGUGUUGCACAAUUUUAUACUUGAUCACAAUCCAAAUGCAACACAAUUUGAUGUUGAAGAUGGUGCAUCAUAUGAUGUUGAUACUAGCUCAGAGAUAGACAAUGAACAUGAGUUUAAAGUACAAGUAGUUAAACGUGGAAGCAAUGAUUCACUGAGAGCAACCAUAGCAGCUCAAAUGUUUGAAGAUUUUAACAACAGAUGUAGAAGAUGAUGCCUCGUUAGAAGUAUUACAUUGUAUUUGAAGUUAGAAAAAGAGGCUUUUUGCUAGCUUACAGCACCCUCAACUUUGAGUCUCCAGAUAUAAUGCUGUUGUCUACAAGUUCUACACUAGGACUGAAGCAAUUCAGGCACAUUUGAAAGAGGAUCUGAACCUGGAGAAGUUGGUUCUACAACACCAUAAAGACAUGCUUGUGAGGAACAGCAAUGAAUGUGUCUAUGGUCAUUUGGCCAUGUACUUCAUUUUGUGUUUUUGGUCAAGAUCUUGUAGCUACACACUUCCAUUGGGUCUGUGCUUGAAGAAUGGACACAGUAUCCAAGCAACCUGAUCUGUUUUCUUUCUUUUUCUCUUUUUGGUUAACAUGUUGAUUUUGAUACAGUUGCACUAAAAGUGGCUUUGUUUUUGCUAUAUGUUCACAAACAAGUUUAUUCA
Nymphaea colorata (pocket water lily) is the source of this 1999-nucleotide messenger RNA. RefSeq lists its product as uncharacterized. Lineage: Eukaryota; Viridiplantae; Streptophyta; Magnoliopsida; Nymphaeales; Nymphaeaceae. The transcript is spliced from 6 exons. The record is from RefSeq and is a predicted model, not a curated record. Bases 305 to 1561 code for a protein of 418 amino acids.